GAGAAAGGCGAUUGAGCAGGCGAGCACUGCAGUUCACUUUAAACCAAGCAGCAUCCCCAACGCCACCCUGUGCUCCAGUUCCAUCCUCUUUCUUCCCCAAGUUGGUGUGACUUCCUCAUUCCAAUUAUCCGAUCCACUCUGUAUGCAUCAUUCGCAAUUAUGAAAUUCUUCGAGAAUGUCUUCACCUACGACUAUUCCUUCCCGGCCGUGUCGCUGGCCUACUUCCUUCGCUAUCCCAACCCGUAUUCUCGCCAUGUGCUGACCACCGAUGUCAUUGACCGUUAUGUCGAUCCGACGACUCAGCGUCUCCACACCACUCGCCUCCUCCUCAAGAAAUCCAAGGUUCCCUCGGGAAUCCUCAAACUCCUCCCCAAGGGGAUUGGCGGCUCAGACAAUUCCGGCCAGAGCUAUAUCCUCGAAACGACUGUUGUGGACGCCAAAGAGGGCUGGAUGCAGACGGAAUCCCGUAACAUGGAGUGGACCGGGAUAUUGAGCGUGGUCGAGAAGCAAUUCUACCAGCGUCAGCCCGAAGGUCCGCUCGGCACUCUGGAAGGGCUUUCCCUCGAUGACAAGAAAAGCGAGCAGACUACGGUGCGCACUACAGUCACUUUCCGCUCUAAAUUCGGGCAAGGAAAACUGCUAGGCAGAAGGAAGACGGAGCCGAGUAGCGAUCACACUGGGGAUUACGAAGAAGAAGCUCCAAAAAGAGGCCUUUUCACCUCCUUGUCCACUGCGGGAAUCCAACGCACGAUCGAGCUGAUUGGAUUGAAUCGCACUCGGGAUGCCGUGCUUAAGAGUAAGCAGGGUAUGAACGUGGUCCUUGAGCGCUUGCGCAAUGGCGGUAUCGUGGGUGUUCUCGAAGGGAUGCGUCAAGAUCGGGAAGCAGCGUUCGGGCCUGAGGGCGGUCCCUGGAAGCGAGUUUGGCUAUCCGGCCAUGGGCACGCGUCUAUUCAAGAUGACGACAAUUGAUUUCGAGCUUCUCAUCGAAUUGGAGAAAAGGCGACUAACACGGGAAAUAUAUGUGCGACAUUCAAGCGUGGAGCUCUGGCGUUUUUGGGGGACUCUCAUUUCUUUCUUGCUUUUGACGGAAACUCUCCUACCCUUCUGAAACCUUUUUUUUUUCCCUUUCAUUCAGGGUCAUACUCUGAGAUUUCUGACUAUUUUGACACAUGCAUAUUAUCUCACCAUGUAUACAACGAGAAACGUCACGGAUCAAAACCUUGUGUAUAUUAGGAAAGGGCGGCCAGUCGGAUACUCUUGCUAAAUUCGGUUGCACCUCUGUACAAUAUCGAUGCAAUUCACAUUUAUUACUUCUUUCACUUGCUUC
Molecule: messenger RNA, 1327 nt
Organism: Aspergillus vadensis CBS 113365
Lineage: Eukaryota; Fungi; Ascomycota; Eurotiomycetes; Eurotiales; Aspergillaceae
Product: MSF1 domain protein
Exons: 1
Coding region: 160-969 (269 amino acids)
Biological process (GO): phospholipid transport
Cellular component (GO): mitochondrial intermembrane space
Molecular function (GO): phosphatidic acid transfer activity
Source: RefSeq, a predicted model, not a curated record